AUCAACGUCAAGGUUGUACACGCGAGUGGCGAGGAGGUCUUCUUCAAGAUCAAGAAGAACACGCACCUGUCAAAGAUCAAGAAUGCGAUCGGUCAGCGCCAAGGCGUCAACCCCCAAGGCCUCCGACUCGUGUUCAACGGCGAGCGUGUCCCAUCCCUGGGAAGCGAGACGCCCGAGGAGUGCGGGAUGGAAGAUGGCGACGUGAUUGAUGCCUUGCAGGAGCAGAUGGGU
This is a messenger RNA of Emiliania huxleyi CCMP1516, 231 nucleotides long. RefSeq lists its product as hypothetical. Gene Ontology annotation, cellular component: nucleus. Lineage: Eukaryota; Haptophyta; Isochrysidales; Noelaerhabdaceae. The record is from RefSeq and is a predicted model, not a curated record. The transcript has a single exon. Gene Ontology annotation, biological process: protein sumoylation. The annotation marks the transcript as partial. Gene Ontology annotation, molecular function: ubiquitin-like protein ligase binding; protein tag activity.